Messenger RNA from Capra hircus (goat), 4355 nucleotides. It is a transcript of the gene P2RY1, whose product is annotated as purinergic receptor P2Y1. Gene Ontology annotation, molecular function: G protein-coupled ATP receptor activity; G protein-coupled ADP receptor activity; ATP binding. Gene Ontology annotation, cellular component: plasma membrane. Lineage: Eukaryota; Metazoa; Chordata; Mammalia; Artiodactyla; Bovidae. Gene Ontology annotation, biological process: phospholipase C-activating G protein-coupled receptor signaling pathway; platelet activation; relaxation of muscle. The transcript is spliced from 2 exons. The record is from RefSeq and is a predicted model, not a curated record. Bases 865 to 1986 code for a protein of 373 amino acids.
GUAGUGGCUCCGGGACAGAAGCUGAGCGCCCCGGCCCACGGCGAAGACCAGUUCUCCCUGAAGACUUCUCCCGCCCGGAGCGAACACCCUGGAAAGCACGGGCUGGCGGCCGGGCGGGCUUCACGGAGGCACGCCCCUCUCCUCCCAGCGGCGCGCGGACUCGCCCUGCGCCCAAACUCCGCCCACCCUCGCGGGGAGCCUGGCUCGCCCUCCGGCCGCCUGCACUCCAGACUGAGCAGGUCUCUAGAAAAGCCUGCGAGAUCACCCAGACUGCGAGCCGGACGCGAUCCAGAAGCGCACGAGUCUGUGGCCACGCGCGCUCCGAUGGCCCCCAGAAGCUGAGGGCAGCGGGGCGAGGACCCUAGACCCGAGCUGCUGGCUUGCAAGGUAGGGAGAAGGAAGAUGCCCAAACGAAGUUGAUCUUCGGGGGAAGGAGGCUGGGGCGCGCCCUCCCCACGCCGGAGCGCAGCCCGGCGAAUUUGGCUCAACCUCACUGAGCCCCCCGGCGCGCUCUCGGGCGCGAACCCUCGGUCCCUCGGGAAAGCGCAGUCGGAAAGUUGUCGGCUGCGGUGUCCUGAGCGCCCUGUUGUGUAACCUCGGCGUUGCCGGCCGGACGGGGAAGUUGCUGGUCCACCGGCCAGCCGGGUUCGGUCGCCGCUCGGGGCGGAUUUCAUGGCCCGCGGCGAACGCGGGGCCGGAGCUGGCGUGGGCGAGCCCCCGCGCGCCCCCUCCCGCAGGGAUCCCCGGCUCCCGCUCCCGUCUGCUCGCCCGCCUUUCCGAUGCUCGCUGCGCCCCUCGCCGCCGCCGCCGCCCUCCUGCCGCCGCUUGUCCCUUGGAACCGCCGCCUAAGUCGGGGAGGAGAGAAUGACCGAGGUGCUGUGGCCGGCGGUCCCCAACGGGACGGACACUGCCUUCCUGGCCGACCCUGGUUCGCCCUGGGGAAACAGCACAGUGACUUCCACCGCCGCCGUCGCCAGCCCGUUCAAAUGCGCGCUGACCAAGACCGGCUUCCAGUUCUACUACCUGCCAGCUGUCUACAUCUUGGUGUUCAUUAUCGGCUUCCUGGGCAACAGCGUGGCCAUCUGGAUGUUCGUCUUCCACAUGAAGCCGUGGAGCGGCAUCUCCGUGUACAUGUUCAACUUGGCCCUGGCAGACUUCUUGUACGUGCUGACUCUGCCGGCGCUCAUCUUCUACUACUUCAAUAAGACCGACUGGAUCUUCGGGGAUGCCAUGUGCAAGCUGCAGAGGUUCAUCUUCCACGUGAACCUCUAUGGCAGCAUCUUAUUCCUGACCUGCAUUAGCGCGCACCGGUACAGCGGCGUGGUGUACCCGCUCAAGUCCCUGGGUAGGCUCAAGAAGAAGAACGCGGUCUAUAUUAGCGUGCUGGUGUGGCUCAUCGUGGUGGUGGGCAUCUCCCCCAUCCUCUUCUACUCUGGCACCGGGAUCCGGAAAAACAAAACCAUCACCUGCUAUGACACCACCUCAGACGAGUACCUGCGAAGCUAUUUCAUCUAUAGUAUGUGCACGACCGUGGCCAUGUUCUGUGUCCCCUUGGUGCUGAUUUUGGGCUGUUAUGGAUUAAUUGUGAGAGCUCUGAUUUACAAAGACCUGGACAACUCGCCUCUGAGGAGGAAAUCCAUUUACCUGGUGAUUAUUGUACUGACUGUUUUUGCUGUGUCUUACAUCCCUUUCCACGUGAUGAAAACAAUGAAUUUGAGGGCCCGGCUGGAUUUUCAGACCCCAGAAAUGUGUGCUUUCAAUGAUAGGGUGUAUGCCACUUACCAGGUGACAAGAGGUCUAGCAAGUCUCAACAGUUGUGUGGACCCCAUUCUCUAUUUCUUGGCAGGAGAUACUUUCAGAAGGAGACUCUCCCGAGCCACCAGGAAAGCUUCCAGAAGAAGUGAGGCAAACUUGCAGUCCAAGAGUGAAGACAUGACACUCAAUAUUUUAUCAGAGUUCAAGCAGAAUGGAGAUACAAGCUUGUGAAGAUGCAAGAAUCCCCAAACACCCACUUUGUAACAUGGUCUGAAGAUGCCCAGCCUGGUUUACAGUAUAUGUUAGGUACAUUGAUUGAGCGUCCAGGGAACUUUCUUUUGGAGUGUGGCUCCAGUGUGGAGGUAAACAGGGACAGGAAAUGCCCUUUUACUUCUUGACAUGCUGUUUCCACAGUGCUUCUUCCUUAGCAUCGUACAUCACGUAGUGGACAAUGAUGACAUGCGGUUGCCUGCCUAAUAGUGACAAGAAUGAUCUCUCUAACCCCUUCCAGGCACGAAGUGGUCUCUGGGAUGAGUCUGCUAAUGAUGAAACCAUACUGAGGGUCAAGAUAAAGCAGUGACCUAUUGGCUGAAGGUCUGAUUCAUGACUUAAGAUAAAGAGUGGGUAUUUUACCAGUAAAGACAGAAAUCUGCUAGCAUUUUGAUGAAAAGGAAAGCUAAAAUUAUAGAAUGUAACAAUUAACUAAAUUUCACACUACAAAACUGACCGCCAAAGUGUUUUAUGGCUCAUUAGUCGGCAACUUUGACCCAUUGAACAUCAGUGUGUGUGUGUGCACUGAAAUGCUAAACACACAGACCCAGGAGAUACAGCAUGAGAGUAGAAUUUGGAGUUAAAAAUGCUGAUAUUGCCCAUUGGCCAGCUGUGGGACUUCUUGACCCUGUCAAGACCACUCUCCAUGGAUUAAAAGGGCUGGAUGAUAUCCAUCUGUUGGGGCCUUAGGGGAUGUAGUAGAGAACUACAGGCAGCCAGAGGUGCAUGAAAUCUGCUACUGUAUUUUCCAGGACUGCUAAAUGCCAGUCCUGAAAAAACUCGUACAAAGUUCACCAAUUGUGAAAUGGAUGUCUCCUUAGGGCAGUGCACUAUACUGCCUAUGGACAUCAGAGAUGUCAGUGCUUACAGCAGCUGGAAUUGGACUCAUGACAAUAAAGGUGUGUAACUAGAGAUAUAGUAAAGCUUUAACUUUGCUGGUCAAAUUGUAACUAUCAUAAUAAUAUUUAUUGAUGAAGCUCACAGUCCUUCCAUUGUACAGACUGAAAAACUUUCUUGAAAGUUCCAACAUACUGAUGUAAAUUAUAUUUAUUACAAUGUAUAAUAUUAAUAUGUCACAUUGCUGUAUUUUACAUAAUGUAUGAUGCAUAAAAAUGAGUUACUGUAUAUUAUGCUUUUCAAAUAUCGUAUCUUGAAAUGUUUUAAGUUUUCAGAUUUUUUUAUCUAAAAUAUGAAAAUCUGUUUCGUAAUACAAGUGAUUCAUUUUCUCUAGAAAUGCUUUUGCACGUUUAUCUUUUUAUUUAGGGUUCUUCCUACGUAGACACAGUUUGGUGUCAAACUUUCAUUAGGAUCAAUAGUAAAUACAGAAUAUCUUAGCCAAACUGUAUCAGUAUUGUCAACAUUUCAUAUACUAUUAUAGAAGUAUUUAUACUGUCUUUUCAAUAUGUUUGCAAUUGUAUCCCCAAAUACAGUCAGAGCUUCCCAUUUCUAAUUGCAAAAGGUUUGUCCUAAAUUCAAACAACAUCACUUGUGUUUUAGAAGUCUGGUGAGAUGGGCAUUAUAGAUACAAUAUUAGCAUUUAAGGAAAUACUUAAGGGAGAUGGAGAGAGAAAGAGACAGCUGAUGUAAUCAAUUACUCUGCUCAAUUCUGCUUCAGUUUUUAUGUCGUGUUUCUUCUUAAAGUGAAAUAGCAUAAUCUUUUAAUUUCUUUGAGAUGAAGUUUCUAAGUAACACACUACCAGCAAGUUCAACAUUGCUAGUAAUUUUAAUGUUUUCUCUGUUCAUUUGAUAACUUUAAUUCCAAGUUUUACAAUAAUAUCUAUAUAUUAUUUGGCUGCUGAAUCCUGUUACAGUUUUUUUUUUUAAAUUUUGUUGUACAUUGUAUUAUACACAUCAUUACAAAUUAAUAUGAAGGGGAAUAUAUAUUACAUAUCAAAAAUUGUGAAUUUGAACUCUAGUAUGUGUUAGUGCUUUUGCAAAAAUGUUUAUUUUUAUAAUAUCUGUGAUUUUAAUAUAGGUAAUUGAACUAGGUUUCUUUGUGAUGAAUAGUGCCACUGAAUGACUGGUAUGGAAACAGUGUUACUUGACAUUUUGUGCUUUCUCAGGUUUAUCUAUAUCAAUGGUAACCUAACAGAUUCCAGACUAAUAGUGCAUAACUGUGUUUUAAAAGGAAUGUACAUUUCCUAUAAGUUUGCAUGCAGGAGUGUACAACUUGGAGUGUGUGUGUGUGUGUCCACAGCAUGGCAGCCAACUUUGUAUCUGCUGUUGAUAAUAACAGCAGAGCUUUGGUAUAAUCGUGGUCAUUAGAAUUAUACCUACCAUAGGCAAUGAAAACCGAAAAAGUCUCAAUAAAACUAUGAAAUGUGGUCUGA